AUGGCAGACCCUGCAGCCUGCAGUCCAACGAUGCCGCCCAACCAGAUGUCGGGAACGAGGAGACGCAGCAGUGGCAUCCCGGUACCAUCGCCUCGGACGCCAACGGCACCGAACCCUCCAGGCCCACCCCAAUCGGUGCUCAGUGAAGGUCAGCAGCCGCGCCGGGAUGGAGAGAUGCUUUUCGUCUCCUUCCCGGCUCCACACGUCUUCAAGUGCCCAGAGGAAGGCUGCUCAGCUGCUUACACUGCGGCUGCCUGGACUGCAAAACGACAAUCCCUACAGCGGCACCUUGAGGGAGACCACGGCAUGCGGAUUCGCCGCACGGUCAACCUCUGCACCUUAUGUGGGGCUACGCUGGGGACAAGGCCGACAUCACACCCAUGCCUGGCGAAUGGCAGAGCAGCUGCUCAAGCCACUCAGCAGCGGUACCAGUGCAACAAGUGUCCACAGUCCUUCCCCUCCAGGAAAGGGCUACACAACCACUUGCAGUGGCACGGCAAAGAGGAGGCGAAGCAACUGCGAGCAGCCAGCUCCCAGGCAAGCACCACCCCCACGGAAGAGGCGCAGCAACCGCCUGCAACACCAGCUGCCUCGGCAGUAAGCAGCGAGCCUGGGGAGCUCGACCAACAACCUCCGCCAUGUACCAGCCCAGUACAUGGUGCCGACUCGGAGCAGAGCCGCCGGCUUGCCACCCCCACCCCCGAGGACCAGAGCACCAAAGGCACCCUCGCAAGCAGCCCCAUCAUUCAGGCGACAGGCGAGACCCCUUCUGCUCUGGCAGAAAGCCCUUCAGCCAGCUCCCAGGCAAGCACUACCCCCAUGGAAGAGGCGCAACAACCACCUGCAACGCCAGCUGCCUCGCCAGUAAGCGGCGAGCCUAAGACGCUCGAGCAACAACCUCUGCCAUGCACCAGUCCAGUGCGUGGGGACGGCUCGGAGGAGAGUCGCCUGCUCGGCACCCCCACCCCCGAGGACUACAACACCAGAGCCACCCUCGCGAGCACCCCCAUCACCCAGGCGACAGGCGAGACCCCCUCUACCCUGGCGGAAAGUCCGAUGGACGCGAUGGCCACUCCAUCUCGCCUGUUCACCCAGGACUGUCCCAGCCAAGGAGGGAGCCUGCAGAACAGCGACCAGCAGGAGGACACCGUGGAGACUGCACCUGCCAAACUAGAAGAUGACAGCUCAGUGCUCGCCGAGCACACCAAAAAACUCCGGCGACUAUUGACAAGGGCCCCUAAUGCAGACAACUGGGCCGAGUUCGGGAGCAUCCUGGACGAUGCCAUCAGCGUGAUAGCCACCACAGUGAAAUUGCCUGAUGCCACUGCUGACGGACGACCGCGGCGAGAGGUCAACCCGCAGAACGCCCAGCAAAUCCAGUCUCUCUACCGCCGCAACCGCCGCCGUGCGGUACGACUGAUUGCGGAGGGCCCCUCAACACUGUGCCCCAUCCCACCAGACGAACUAGAGGCGUAUUUCAGCACCGUCUGGGCACCAAAGCAGGCCGACACGACGCUUCUAACACGGCGGAUGCCUGCCCCUGGUGAGCUGAGCCUGGCGGCAUUCACGGAGGAUGAGGUGGCGGCGCGGCUGCGGCGGUGUGAGAACACUGCUCCUGGUGGCGACCGGCUCACCUACCACCACUGGAGGACCGUGGACCCGGAGGGGAGCUUCCUAGCGGCUGUCUUCAACUGUUGCCUACGACACCGGCGAGUUCCUGCAUGCUGGAAGGCGUCCCGUACGGUGCUCAUCCACAAGAAAGGCGAGAAGAGGGACCCCACAAACUGGCGCCCCAUAUCCCUUGGUAACACGAUUGCCAAACUGUAUGCUGGAUGCCUGGCAUCCCGGCUGCAGGGGUGGUUGUGCGAUCACGGGAUCCUGUCGCAAUGCCAAAAGGGGUUCCUGCCGCACGACGGUGUGUUCGAACACAACUUCGUGCUGCAGGAGCGCCUUGACGCGGCGCGAACAGGUGGUGGUGACCUGUGCGUGGCGUUCCUCGACUACGCCAACGCCUUCGGGUCAGUGGCCCACAACGCACUCGUCGACUCGGUUCGAGGUGCGGGCACUGGGGACGCCUUCGCCAGCAUCAUCCAGGACCUGUACGAGGACAACACGACGGCCAUCAUCAGCGAGGGAGGCACAACAGAGCCGGUCGCCAUCAAAGCAGGGAUCCGGCAGGGCUGCCCACUCAGCGGGCUCCUUUUCAACCUCGUACUAGACCCAGUGAUCCGGGCGGUGCAGGGAGGCCAACGGCAACACAAGAUCCUGGCCUACGCCGACGACCUCACCCCCAUGGGAGGCAGCCCUGCCGAGCUGCAAACAAGGAUCAACGUCGUCACCGCGCUGUCCUCCGGGCUCGGGCUCCAGCUGAACCCAUCUAAGUGUCGGACCCUUCACCUGACGGGGCGGCAGCCUGUGGGCACGAGGCCUACAACAUUCUGCAUCGGGGAAGCAGAAAUCCCCCACAUGACCGACUUCGAGGCGCACACUUUCCUGGGCCGCCCCGUGGGCUACAGGGUCCUGCCCGACACCGCCUGCGUGGACGACGCGAUCGCCCUGGGGAGAUGCCUGCUGUCCUCAAUGCUGGCUCCCUGGCAGAGGCUGGACGCCAUAAAAACAUUCCUCUACCCGGCCCUGAACUUCGCCAUGCGAGUUGGGGCUGUGGGAAAGGAAGAAUGGCGCCGCCUGGACGACACCCUGCGACCCCUCAUCAAACGAACGCUGUACCUGCCAGCAAACUCCUCAAACAAGUACCUCUACGGGAGUGCAGGUGCAGGAGUCGCAGGGAUCCCGGAAGCAGCCGACAUAAGCGACGCGUGCCGCAUUGAUGGUGCGUUCAAGCUGCUCUCGUCGCCAGACAGCGAGGUACGUGACCUGGCACUGCAGGCGGUGACCAGGGUGACGGAGAAGCGGCUCAGGAGACCAGUUGCAGCAGAAGACGUGGCGGCCUACCUAUCCGGAGACACCGAAGGCGACUUCAGAGCAACGUCAACGCAGCUCCAGUCGGUGUGGACAGAGGCCCGCAAAGCCUCCCGACGCGCCGGCGUGACCUGGGAGCUGGUGCCUGAAGGAGCCAGGAUCGCCUGUGGGGGAACUACCAUCUCCCCCAAGCAUCGCCACAAGGUGAUCCGGACACUCCGAGGCAUCUCGACAGCAGCAAACGACAGAGCGCUGCACCAACAACCCAGCCAGGGAAAGGCGAUGGAGUGUGUCGCCGCUGAUCGCGCCAGCUCUCACUUCAUGCGGUCAGGGCGAUACACCCGUUUCACCGACUGGCGGUUCAUCCACCGGGCACGUCUCAACCUGCUGCCACUCAACGGAGCGCGUCCAUGGGCCUCGGCCGUCGACCAACGUUGCAGGGCGUGUGGCUACCAGCAAGAAACCUUGCCACACGUCGUCUGCCACUGCAUGGUCCAGAGCCAGGCCCUGACGCGGCGUCACAACAACAUCGUGAACCGCAUCAAGGCAGCAGCAACGCCCAAGUUCACGGUGACGCACGAAAACCAGCCGGUCGGGGAGUCAAGCCUGCGUCCAGACCUGGUGCUGGCGAGGGGUGAGGAGGCCAUCAUCAUUGACGUCACCUGCCCCUUUGACAACAGACGUGCAGCGCUGCUGGAGGCGCGGCAACAGAAAAUUGAGAAGUAUGAGGCCAUCAAGCAGUACCUGUGCCGCCGCUACCAGCGCGUGACUGUUGCUGCCGUGAUCGUGGGUGCGUUAGGGUCCUGGGACCCAGACAAUGAUGCCACCCUCAGGAGACUAUGCAGCAGGUCAUAUUUACGACUAAUGAAGAAACUCAUUGUGAGUGAGACGAUAGCAAGCUCCAGGGACAUAUAUGCUAGCCACAUUGCUGGGAAGCGCCUUUAG
Messenger RNA from Ixodes scapularis (black-legged tick), 3864 nucleotides. RefSeq lists its product as uncharacterized. The record is from RefSeq and is a predicted model, not a curated record. The transcript has a single exon. Bases 1 to 3864 code for a protein of 1287 amino acids. NCBI's taxonomy places the organism in Eukaryota, Metazoa, Arthropoda, Arachnida, Ixodida, Ixodidae.